CCUGGGCUCAUCUCACAUCGUACGGUACUGCGGAACAGAGCAGUCAUCGCCUCGCGUAGCCUCCCAGCAAGCGUCGAUCAAUUCUUCAGUCUUGCCUUUCACCAGCUUUUGAAAAGCUCGAACACACACCUCACCCAGCAGACAACGAUCAUGUUCGGACUCACCCUCUCACGCACCUGUUCUCUCCUCCUCGUCGCGCUGAGCGCCUCGACCGUCGUUGUAGCCGACAGCCCCGCCGCGGGCGUGAGCGGCAUCGAUGCGAUCGCCCUGCAAGCGCGUGCGCACGCGCGCUCUGCGCACGUGCACGCCGCGCACAAACGUCUGCACCGCAUCCCGCGCUCGCAGCACAACAAGCACGCCCCCGCUGUCGCGCGCGAUCAGCAGUCCGAUCAAGCGAGCCUCGACUGCUGGAACAACGCCUUCCAUGCCAUGAGCACCAAGUGGCAAAAGGCCGUCCAGGCCGGUGACGUGACCGACUUCGAUACAUUUGCCAGCCAGCACGGCGGCCUGCCUGACCCCAGCAACUGCUCGGGUUCCAGCUCCACCUCGGGCUCUGUAUCCAAGUCGAAGUCGAGCUCAUCCAAGCCAAAGGCGACUGUAAAGGUGGCCACAUCGCAGCAAACCCACAGCAAGCCGCCCGGAAGCAGCAGCAGCAGCAGCAACAGCAGCAGCAACAACAGCAGCAACAGCAACAGCAACAGCAACAGCAACAGCAACAGCAACAGCAACAGCAACAGCAACAGCAAGGAAAAUAAGCAGGCUUCCUCCUCGUCGUCGUCCGCCCAGACUUCCCCCUCGCCUUCCGCUAACUCCAACUCGGGCUCGGGCUCCAGUGGCAACACGUGCGGCACGGAUUUGAGCGCGAUGCCGAUCGACCAGCUGCUGUCUAAGUCGUCUUCGAAGGUCAAAGCCAUCGGCAGCACAAUCAAGUCGGCCGCCUCGUCCGUCGGCAUCCCCCCGCAGCUGCUUGUCGCCAUCUCGUGGGCCGAGUCAACCGGGGGGCAGGAUGGCAACGCGUACAGCAACGGUUGGGGCAUGUUCCAGUUCAGCGAUGAUGGCGCCUGGAACGAAUACGGCAACGGCGGAAACAGACUCAACGACGGCGACGCCGCCUGGGCCGCCGCGCGCUAUAUGGCUACCCUUUGCAAGAACAGCGGCGGAAACCUCUGGCAGGCGCUGCGCGGCUACAAUGGCCCACUCGACCAGGGCGGAAACCCGCAGUACCAGUCGGAGAUCUACAGCUUCAUGGCUGGGAACAUCUAAAAGCCGAAGCACGGCUCACGCAAAAGAAACCACUUCCCCUCCUUUUUCUCUUUUUUCUCGUUUCUUCCGACUCGCAUCCAGCGUUGACAUUGUCCCUCUUCAGACCCACGUCUUGCCUCGCUGGUUUCGUCUGGCAGCGUGUCUGGAGGCAUUUCUUUUUGGCAAGAUGCGUGGAAGGAGGAAAGCGCUGGUUUGCUUUCCCCUUCCUGUUUUGUUCCGACCUCGUUUGGCGUGCCCUAUCAUACAUACAUUCAUCCAGCUUUCCAUCCAUCUAUCUAUCCCAGUAUCGCAGCACACAUCUAUCUACCCGCGCGAU
This is a messenger RNA of Tilletiaria anomala UBC 951, 1579 nucleotides long. RefSeq lists its product as uncharacterized. Bases 151 to 1263 code for a protein of 370 amino acids. The transcript has 2 exons. The record is from RefSeq and is a predicted model, not a curated record. NCBI's taxonomy places the organism in Eukaryota, Fungi, Basidiomycota, Exobasidiomycetes, Georgefischeriales, Tilletiariaceae.